AUGGCUGCUACAACUACCACAACUACUGCCGACUCCUCAUUCACGUUCCCUCGCGAAUACCACUUCCCCGCCUUCUUCACCCGCCAAACAAACCUCACCACACUCCACGCCCAGCGCAACAAAUGGGCAGACCUCAUCCUCGCCUACGCCCGACAUAACCGCAUAUUCCGUCUCUCCCUCUCCGAAGCUGCCGACUCGGAUCUGUUUGUCAAUCGCAAACUUGAUCGUCGAUUGCAAUCCGACGAUAUUCGAGAUGUGGUCUCCUUUAUGCACACCGAUGGCCGUGUAGAGUAUGUUGGAGGUGGUACAUCGGGCGAUGUCGUCUUCCUGUACUGGAGAAAACCAGAGGAAUGGGCCGAGCUUGUAGAGAACUACGUUGAAGAGUCAGGUCAAAAGGGCAGUGUCCUGACAGUCUAUGAGCUUGUCGAAGGAGACGGCACAAAAGGGAAUGAUAUUCACGGCAUGGACACGGACGUCUUACUCAAAGCUCUCAAUGUCCUCGUCAAACGAAACAAGGCGCAAAUAUUUGGCCAGGACGACUCAUUAGGCGUGAAAUUCUUCUAA
Fusarium coffeatum is the source of this 564-nucleotide messenger RNA. RefSeq lists its product as uncharacterized. The record is from RefSeq and is a predicted model, not a curated record. Gene Ontology annotation, molecular function: protein homodimerization activity; structural molecule activity. Gene Ontology annotation, cellular component: ESCRT II complex. Gene Ontology annotation, biological process: protein transport to vacuole involved in ubiquitin-dependent protein catabolic process via the multivesicular body sorting pathway. Bases 1 to 564 code for a protein of 187 amino acids. Lineage: Eukaryota; Fungi; Ascomycota; Sordariomycetes; Hypocreales; Nectriaceae. The transcript is spliced from 2 exons.